CACGCCCACCGAGCGCUCGCGUCUGUCAGUGCGCGACAGGAAGCGACAGAACACAACACAAAUAAAUAAACACAACAGAGCAGCGCGGUCGCUACAUUUUAUUAAAACAACACCAACAAAACGUCUUUUAAAGCGAGAUCGUAUUUUCUGGUUGUGAGAGCAGCACUGUAAAUCAGACAUGUCCGGGCUCAUUUCGGCCGGUUUUGGGAGAUUCACUCACGCCGUGGUGCGCGCCAUGCCCGCGUCGUACGCCGAAAGAGCGCUCCGGAGCGGCGCGGCGCAGGUGGACGCGGUGCGCGCGCAGCAGGAGCACGACCACUAUGUCGGGGUGCUGCAGAACCGGCUCGGUUUGCAGGUGCUCGAGCUUCCCUCCGACGAUUCUCUGCCGGAUUGCGUGUUCGUGGAGGACGCGGCGGUGGUGUGCGGAGACACCGCCCUGAUCACCAGACCCGGAGCUGAGAGCCGCCGCGGAGAGACCAAGGCCAUGAAGAAUGCCUUGACGAAGCUUGGCCUGAACAUUGUGGAGAUGACGGAUGAAUCGGCUACACUGGAUGGAGGAGAUGUUCUUUUUACAGGUCAAGAGUUCUUCGUGGGCUUGUCAAAACGAACCAAUCAACGAGGGGCAGAGAUCCUAGCUGAUACCUUUAAGGACUAUGCUGUGUCCACUGUGCCAGUAAAGCACGGCCUGCACCUGAAGAGCUUCUGCAGUAUGGCAGGUCCAGGACUUAUUGCUAUUGGUUCCAGUGAAUCAGCCCAGAAAGCCUUAAAGACGAUGCAGCAGAUGAGUGAUCAUAAAUAUGAUAAGCUCACACUUCCUGACGAUGCUGCCGCUAACUGUGUGUACAUGAAUCUGCCCGGUAAAGGACAUGUCCUGCUGCACUGCACACCGGAGGAGUACCCUGAGAGUGCUAAGGUGUUUGAGAAGCUGAAGGAGCACAUGCUCAUCCCUGUUCCCAACAUGGAGGGGGCAAAGGUGGACGGAGCGCUCACUUGCUGCUCGGUUCUCAUCAAUAAACCAGCCAUGGUCUAAGGGGCUGUACCUAGUGCACCUAUAAACCCUGCACCCAUGCCUUUAAAGCAGGAUGCUUUGCUGUGUUAUGCUAUGAUGAUGAUUAUGAUGAUGAUUAUGAUGAUUAUGAUUAUUAUUGGGAGACUGGAGGCUAAUUCAGGGGCCAGUCACAAAUUCAACAUAUUCAGUCCCCUAAAAAAUACCAAGAUACUCUAGUUAACAGUUCAGUGUAAAUUGUACUGAGCAUGUCGCUGCAAUUUUUGAAAUUUUUCAGCUUGCUCACUUCAACAAAACAAGAUUCUUUAGCACAUAUGCAGUAUGACUUCUUGUAAAGUGCAGUGUGUAGCUUCUGCACCAUGAUUAAUAUUUACCCAGAAAUGCUCACACAUUUUCUGCUUAAACACACAUGCACAACAUGAGCAGUUUGGGCGAGCCAGAACUUGAAUUCAGACCAAUCCCUUGAUGUCCCAAUGCCUUAAAUACUGAUCUAUCACCACCAACCAAUACCACCAAUCAACACUCACAACUCACAAUGCCAACCAACACCACUGGCAAUCAACACAGCAAAUUAACACAACCAACCCAGACCACCAGAUAACACUGCCAAUCAACACCACCAACCAACACCACCAACUACCACUGCCAAUCAACACAGCCAAUUAAACAGCACCAACCAACACCACCAACUAACUCUGCCAACUAACGCUACCAACUAAGACUGCCAGUGAACACCACAAAAUAACACCACCAACUGAAACUGCCAAUGAUCACCACCAACUAACAAUGCCAACCAACACAGCCAACUAACACCACCAACUAACACUGACAAUGAACACCCCAACUAACAAUAGCAAUUAAGACCACCAACCAAAACCACCAACUAAUACUCCUAACCAAUACAGCCAUCUAACAGUACCAAUCAAUACACAGUAAAAGGAGAAGCCGUGCAUCAGUGAGUACUUUUAUCACAUCUUGGGAAAAAUGUGUAAAAUUUAGUUUUUUUUCCUCUCUUCCUGUUAAGACAUCUUGUUAGCAAUACUGGCAGCUGAUAUUAACUGAUAUCUGGGACAUAAAGAAAAUUCCUAAAGAAAGAAGACAGGUUUGAGUAAACGUGUGAAUGGAACACAGCCUAGAAUUUAGCCUCCUGUCAUCCAACACUGUGACUGUGAACACAAUCCUGUAGAAGAUUUUAUUCCUUGAUCUGGUACGACCGCCGCUGUGCUUCAUCCUACAAUCAGAGAGAAAAGAUUUGUGAUCCACAACCAACCAGAGCAGACAGUCAGAUUUCAUCCCUCUGCAGUUUAGUGUCUUCUUUGUUCUAGUGCCCUUAAUUCAGUCCAACCUAGAGCCAUGUAAAUGCUGACCUCUGCAGUGUUCGCACCUGGACCUUGAAUAGCCUCACAGAGAUUAUUUCAUCCUUGUUAAUAUUUUAGCCUUGUUUGUGUCUGCUUGCGGGUGUGGAGUUGUGCGGAAUCCGUACAAUCCUUUCUAAAAGCCACUAGAAGACCCUGUCACUGUUCCUGCUGUUUUAUACAAUCACUAAAUCUACUGAUUUCACUAGCCACAAAAAAAUCCAAGAGACCAAAUAAAGAGCUUCUUACAAUGACCUCA
This is a messenger RNA of Hemibagrus wyckioides, 2620 nucleotides long. It is a transcript of the gene ddah1, whose product is annotated as dimethylarginine dimethylaminohydrolase 1. NCBI's taxonomy places the organism in Eukaryota, Metazoa, Chordata, Actinopteri, Siluriformes, Bagridae. The transcript has 6 exons. Bases 179 to 1030 code for a protein of 283 amino acids. Gene Ontology annotation, molecular function: amino acid binding; dimethylargininase activity. Gene Ontology annotation, biological process: positive regulation of nitric oxide biosynthetic process; arginine metabolic process. The record is from RefSeq and is a predicted model, not a curated record.